UUGGAUCGUCAAAUGUCCAUCAACAGUGUUCCCAAAAAGGUGAUUGCCCAUCUUUUGAAGCCUCGUGGCUGGAAGCCGCCUGUUCGGCGGCAAUUUUUCUUGGACUGCAAUGAGAUGGCUGAUCUUUGUGACAGUGCCGAAAGGAUAUUUGCGAGUGAACCUAGCGUUUUACAGCUUAGGGCUCCUAUUAAGAUAUUUGGUGACUUGCAUGGGCAAUUUGGGGAUCUUAUGCGUCUUUUCGAUGAGUAUGGUUCCCCAUCGACUGCUGGGGAUAUAUCGUAUAUUGACUACCUAUUCUUAGGAGAUUAUGUUGACAGAGGCCAGCACAGUUUGGAAACGAUAACUCUUCUUCUUGCUUUAAAGGUUGAGUAUCCCCUCAAUGUACAUCUAAUUCGUGGGAACCAUGAAGCUGCAGAUAUUAAUGCGCUUUUCGGCUUUCGAAUUGAGUGCAUCGAACGGAUGGGUGAGCGAGAUGGAAUUUGGGCAUGGCAUCGAUUUAAUAGAUUGUUCAACUGGCUACCUCUGGCAGCAUUAAUCGAGAAAAAGAUAAUCUGUAUGCAUGGUGGUAUUGGAAGGUCAAUUAAUCAUGUUGAACAAAUAGAAAAUAUCCAGCGUCCUAUCACUAUGGAUGCUGGCUCAAUUGUUCUUAUGGAUUUAUUGUGGUCUGACCCAACAGAAAAUGAUAGCGUUGAAGGAUUAAGACCAAAUGCAAGAGGUCCAGGGUUGGUCACUUUUGGGCCUGAUCGUGUGAUGGAAUUCUGCAACAACAAUGAUCUUCAACUGAUAGUCCGGGCACAUGAAUGUGUGAUGGAUGGAUUUGAACGAUUUGCUCAGGGACAUUUAAUUACACUUUUCUCAGCCACUAAUUACUGUGGUACUGCUAAUAAUGCUGGUGCUAUCUUGGUAUUGGGUAGAGAUCUUGUUGUAGUUCCGAAACUUAUUCACCCGUUGCCGCCAGCAACAUCUCCUGAAACUUCACCAGAGCGGCAUAUAGAGGACACUUGGAUGCAGGAGCUAAAUGCUAACAGACCACCUACACCAACUAGAGGACGUCCUCAAGUUGCCAACGAUCGAGGUUCUCUCACUUGGAUUUAG
Molecule: messenger RNA, 1095 nt
Organism: Nicotiana tabacum (common tobacco)
Lineage: Eukaryota; Viridiplantae; Streptophyta; Magnoliopsida; Solanales; Solanaceae
Source: RefSeq, a predicted model, not a curated record